AUGGCCUGCACUCUCCCGACUGAAAAGGUCUUCCCCAUUCAAAUUGGCUCCGAACUAUUUCGUCUCUCGGGUGCCUCCAUUGCCUCUGAUGCUCCAUCCUAUUUCUCGCGCUUCUUCGAGGACCAAUUAAACCAAAACCACGAUGUUGCCAACAUCAGAACUCUCUAUAUCGACCGCGAUCCAACUACAUUCCGUGAGAUCGCUAGACAUCUCCAGGGCUACCACAUCCGGCCACAGGAUGGCGCGCAAUUCGUGAAGCUCUUCGCAGAUGCGCAAUUCUAUACAUUACCCCGAUUGAUGUCGCAGCUCUUCGAGGCCGAGUGCUUUAUCCAAAUCGGCGACCGCCACUUCCAGAUCCCCCGCGAUAUUUUCUCCAGCCCCGGCGACUCCCCCAAUUUCUUCACUCUCGGAUUCGCUGCCUUCUUCGCAUCCCCGUCCGAGGUCUUCCCUGGUCUGGACCGCCAGGGUCUUUUGCGUCCUCCAGCCAUCGUACCCCCAAGUGUACCGAACCGAUCUGCAGAUGUCUUCGAUGAACUACUACAUAUGCUGCGCGGAUAUCCGCUGCACAUUCGGAACGCAGAUCAUCGGGCGGCUCUCCUGCGCGAUUGUCGUUACUUCCACUUGCGCGGCUUGGAGCAGCGGUUGAUCCCGCAUCAGAUUACGACCAAUCCCUUCAGUCAGCGAUCAGAGAUUGUCAUCCGACUCGAGGACGUGCGACCGUCAGGGAUUCAGUUCGUCUAUAAUACUUCUGAAACGGGUGGAAACGUCACGUAUGCACGCCCCUUUGUGGACGAGAAGGCGGCCGAUCUGGUGGUGGAAAUCGGCGACGAGUCUAGCUUGGUCGAUGGAGGCAACAUGCGCGCCAACUUCUUAGGUCUCGCGAAACAAAGAUUCGCUGGGCUAUUACAGGCCAUAGCCAAAAAGAUGAAACUGCCCGAUUCUCAUCCGCCAUUGGGACAAGGCCCCAUCAAGAUCCAUAUCGAUCGAGAAACUGACUUGACAGUGGAUGGCCAACAAGACUCUCAAUAUUUCGCCUUAUUGGGGCACAAGGUUGACAUUGGUGACGGCGCGCCUCCAGCCAAACGUCCGCGAUCGGAUAAUACCCUUGAUGCCUGGGUUGUUCGAACAGGACAAUGGCGACUAGAAGUACAAACCGGGCCUACCGGUGCGCAUGAGGCUGUCUUGGUUGCGGUUAAACUGGACGUCUACACCAGAGAGUCAGUCCGGAAUCAGUCGCGGACGUUCCUUUAG
Penicillium canescens is the source of this 1251-nucleotide messenger RNA. RefSeq lists its product as uncharacterized. Gene Ontology annotation, biological process: protein homooligomerization. NCBI's taxonomy places the organism in Eukaryota, Fungi, Ascomycota, Eurotiomycetes, Eurotiales, Aspergillaceae. The record is from RefSeq and is a predicted model, not a curated record. The transcript has 4 exons. The coding region runs from base 1 to 1251 and encodes 416 amino acids.